Phytophthora sojae is the source of this 3051-nucleotide messenger RNA. RefSeq lists its product as hypothetical. NCBI's taxonomy places the organism in Eukaryota, Oomycota, Peronosporomycetes, Peronosporales, Peronosporaceae. The coding region runs from base 1 to 3051 and encodes 1016 amino acids. Gene Ontology annotation, molecular function: calcium ion binding. The record is from RefSeq and is a predicted model, not a curated record. The transcript is spliced from 7 exons.
AUGACGUCCGCCCGCGAAGGCUCGGGAGCUGGCGCCAUGUUGGCGCGCGCUCGUGACCUGCACCGGAAGCUGCUGGAGCGCGUGCUGGUGCGCAGCGACUCGCAGAACGUCAAGGACGUCUUCCGCCGCUACGACCGCGAGCGAGCCGGAGUGCUAACCGUCGACCAGUUCCGCGCGCUCGUGCGGGACCACGACUUCCUGGACGCCGAGGCGGAGCUGCUGCUGCGUCAUUUGGGCGCGAAAGACCAGCAGAGCGUGUCCUUCCACGCCUUCAUGGGCGACGUCCAGCUCGGAGCAGAGCAGAAUUAUCCGUCUAAGAACAGUAAUUCCCCUAAGAAGGUGCAACAACUCUCACAACUGACGGAGAAGAAGAAUGUGCAGCCGCAGACUAAAGGCAAAGCGAAGACUGGAGCGAAGAAGCCAGCGGUUGAGCAGGUGCAGGACCCCAUGGAGGCCAUCCGAACGAAGCUGCGCGAGCGAGUCAUGGGGCAUAGUAAGUCGAUCCGUGAGGUCUUCAUGGAGUACGAUACGGACGGUAGUGGCUUCCUGGACUACGAGGAGUUUGGCCGCUUUAUGGCCAAGUACAAGUUCGCACCUGACGAAACACAGAUCAUCGUGGACUACCUGGACCGAGAUGCCUCUGGAACUAUUGACUACGACGAAUUUGCAGCGGGACUGCUCUUUUAUCGGCCGCCUAUCCCCCAGAUUCUAGACUCGAUCCGAAGCAAGUUCGACGAAUCGAUGAAAAGAUCGAAGCAACGGACUGGACGAGCGCGUGAUCUGAAAGCCGAGUUUGACAAUUAUGACGUUGACGGCAGCAACAGUCUCGAUCACCAGGAGUUCGGUGCUUUGCUCGUUGGACUAGGCAUUAAAUUGAAAGCUGCUGAAUUGCGGACUGUGCUGGAGGAAGUCGAUCCUAAAGAGGAACAAAGAAUUGACCUCCAAACAAUUGUAAACCUGUUAGGCAUCCAAGGACCCGCUCUCAAAGGUAACAAGGGGUUGAGUGAGGGCCAGCGGCGUCAAAAUCCGGUCUCGAAGGGAAAUAACGCAGCACUUGCAGCAUUCAACAAGUAUGACCGCGAUGGUAGCGGCGAGCUGGAAUACGAAGAGUUCCGACGCUUGAUGCACGAAUCGGGAGUGAAAGACGACAAGGAAAUUGACGCUUUGAUCGAUGAAAUUGAUGAAGACGGCAGUGGCUCCAUCAGUUUCGAUGAAUUUGCGGGGUACGACCGUGACGGCAGUGGCGAAUUGGAUUAUGAAGAGUUCCGACGUUUAAUGAGCGAACUUGGAGUGAGAGACAAAAGCGCAAUUGAUGCUAUAAUCGACGAAAUCGACGAAGACGGAAGUGGUUCUAUCAGCUUCGCCGAGUUUGCUCGAGUAUACGACCGUAGGAUAAAGCCGUCUUCGAAAAUGGAUGGGGAGGUAAAAGCUGCAUUUAGCAAGUACGACCGCGAUGGCAGCGGGGAGCUGGACUACGAAGAAUUUCGCCGUAUGAUGCACGAGUCAGGAGUGAAGGACAGCGAAGUAAUUGACGCCUUGAUCGAUGAAAUUGACCGAGACAGGAGCGGUACUAUCAGCUUCAAUGAAAAAGCUUCCCAAGCUGAGAACGAGCAGAGUAUAAAGACGCGACUUGCUGCGCUACAAGAACAAGAACUGCAGUUUAUGGAGCGAGUGCUUCGUCACCACAACUCGAUAGAAAAUGCCUUCCUGGAGUUCGAUCGAGAAGGACGCAACGAGAUGGACUUCGAACAAUUUCGGGACUUCAUGGGUCAGUAUGGCAUCACAGACGAAGCGAGUAUAUCCAUGUUGCUCAAGCGGCUGGACGCAGAUAACUCCGGGAUGAUUGAUCUGCAAGAGUUCCUGUCAGUGUUCAACGAGCAGCGUCUAGCUCGCUAUAAAGGGGGUGGAAAGACCGUUGCUCGAACUGAUCAGCCUGCAAGGUUACGGGAGCUGGAGGAAAAAUGGAUUCGUGGUGCGUUGGCAGCUCAUGACUCAUUACGGUCAGCGUUCUCAGCUUUCGAUAGAGACCAAAACGGCGAUCUAUCUCGCGACGAAUUCCGGAAACUAAUGAAUCAAUUCGGGAUCCGCGAGGAAGAGGACAUCACGUCGCUGAUGAAGAAGCUGGAUGCUGACGGCAAUGGCUGCAUAGAGUACGAAGAGUUUGCCACUAUUUUCCACGAAACUCGUAAUGCGCGUGCGCGUCUUCGAGACCUUCAAAUCAAGUGGAUGAAGCGUGUGCUGAGCUGCCAUGACUCCAUAGAGACCGCGUUUUACCAGUACGAUGAGGAUGGCAAUGGGGAGCUGGACCACGAGGAGUUCCGCCACUUUAUGAAGCGCUACGGCAUCGUGAAGAACGACGAUAUCGACGCAUUAAUCCGAAGACUGGACACGGAUGGCUCAGGAACGAUCUCACUCGACGAGUUCUCCAUCGAGCGCGAAUUGGCGCAGAGGAUGGCGCACCAGACCCGAGAUUUACGCCUGGCUUUCCGUAAGUUUGAUACCAACGGCAAUGGCUUGCUAGAGUACAAGGAGUUCCGAAGCGUAUUGAAGUCAUAUCGACUCCCGGAAAUGGAGAUCCGCAAGGUUAUUCGCCACCUUGACCGCGACGUGUCUGGCUUUAUCGACUACAAGGAGUUUAUCGCUGGCUUCGGGGCGUUCAAAGAGAGCGGGGCGGCUGCAGGAAGCCCCACCCAAAAGAAAGCUGGUAAGCGUGCGUCUCCAGGGAAGGGGCACUCGAAGCCAAAGACUCACUAUCGCCGUUCACCUGCCAAGCCACAGGCUCAGUCCAAGACUCCUUCCCUCGAAGCGCUCAAAACGACGAUGCUUGAGCGGAUACUCGCGAUCCACGGAACCGUGCAAGGCGCCUUCCGCGAGUACGACCUGGACAAAGAGGGCUGUCUGAACGAGGCCCAGUUCGUCAAGUUGGUGCUGGACUGCAGGUUUUCACGCGACGAAGCGGCUCGACUUCUCGAUGUGUUCGAUCAAGACCAGUCCGGGACUGUCGAGUACCAGGAGUUCCUGGCCCAACUUGUUGUAAAGGGGAACUCCUGA